AUGAUCUAUCAGUUCUCUACCAUUGUAGACCCAAAGACAUACGACAAUGAAGGGCUAUCAAAGGGCAUUGACUUACGAAAGAACAACUUUACGCACUUCGAGGAUCGAGGUGCUAUCCGCGCGCAGCAUGAUUGGGCCAGAUAUGUUGCGCCUAUCAAGCAGUUCAAAGGCACUCUAGGUCACGAUUUCAGCUUCAUGACAGUCUGCGUGCCCGAAUGUAUACCAGAACGCCUGGAAAUCAUUUCAUAUGCGAAUGAAUUCGCGUUCUUGUAUGAUGAUGCUACUGAGCUGGAAACUGAAGACAAUAUGAAUUCCGAGAACGAUAAGAUGAUGCAAGGCUUCCUAACGGACGCUCUGAGCUCGAGGCCGCCGAAAGACCUCGACAGCAGUGGAAAGAUGCGAAUACUCACACAGAUGGUAUCUGAGAUGAUGGCAAUUGACAAGAAGUGCGCGGUUGUAACCAUGAGGGCGUGGUCCGAGUUCCUCAGAGUCGGUUCAAGUCGUCAGCAUGGCACAAUCUUUACACGACUAGAAGACUACCUACCCUAUCGUGUCAAGGACGUGGGCGAGAUGUUCUGGUAUGGCGUUGUGACCUUCGGUAUGGCCCUUCACAUCCCGGACCACGAAAUGGAAGCUUGCCACAGGCUGAUGGAGCCCGCCUGGGUUGCUGUGGGACUAGCCAACGACGUCUUCUCAUGGCCCAAGGAGCGGGAUGCGAACCAAAAGUCUGGGCGUAGUCAUAUCAUCAAUGCCGUCUGGAUUCUCAUGCAAGAGAAAGGACUGUCCGAGGAGCAGGCUGGCCAAUACUGCCGGGAACUGGCAGCUCAGUACGUUGCCCGAUACGUCGAAAAUGUUCAGAGGGUCAAGGACGACGAGUCGCUAUCCGCAGAUCUACGCACUUACAUUGAAGCCAUGCAAUACAGCAUUUCAGGCAACGUCAUUUGGAGCAAAUCCUGCCCGAGAUACAACCCCGGGCAGCAUUUCAACCAGACUCAAGUGGAUUGGAUGCUGAAUGGCGUUCCCGAUCCCACCGGAUUUGACAGCUCCAGCAGUUCUUACGACUCAACAAGCACGAACGGAUCGCCGAAGCCUGAGUCUGAAACCACGGUUGAAUCCAGAUCCCAGGAAGGAGGGACCGAUGACAUCUCAGGCAUAAUGUCCUCUCUCCUCGACUGCUCACUUCCCCCAUUGUCUCAUGAAGUAAGACUCUCUUCUACAUUUGGUGCGCCAUGGGAAUACAUAGACUCGCUUCCCUCCAAGGGUGCCCGAGACAUGUUUCUGGAUGGUAUCAAUCACUGGCUAGACGUGGGUAGAGAAACAUCUUCUCAAGUGAAGAAAGUCGUGCGCAUGCUGCAUAAUGCGUCACUGAUGUUUGACGACGUUCAGGACGGCUCUCCAUUGCGCCGGAGCAAACCUGCCACUCAUCGCGUCUUUGGAAUCGCUCAAACGAUCAAUUCGGCCUCAUUCCUCGUAAACGAAUCUAUCAAGGAGACACGUCGGUUCGCAGGCGAUCGAGGGGUCGAUAUAGUGUUAGAACAGUUGACCAGUCUUUUCGUUGGUCAAGCUCAGGACCUCCACUCAUCUCGAAAUCUCUCUUGCCCGUCAUUGACUGAAUACAUCCAGACGAUUGACCAGAAGACUGGCGCUCUCUUCAUACUGGCCGCGAAACUUAUGUGUCUUUUCUCAACAACGGAUAAAGCGACGGAGAGGUCACUAUUGCGCUUCUGUCUUCUCCUCGGUCGUUUCUUCCAGAUCCGCGACGACUUCCAAAAUAUCACGUCGCAUGAAUACACCAAACAAAAGGGAUUCUGUGAAGAUCUGGAUUGCGGAACGUACACAAUUCCCUUGAUCUAUACGAUUGCACAAGAACCACACAACAUUCUGCUCCAGAAUCUGCUGUCUACGAGACUGGCCGAUGGAGCCCUCGAUGACGCUCAGAAAAGUCUGAUUCUAGAACAAAUGGAGCUGAAGGAAACCAAUAAAUAUCUGAAAAAGAUCCUGUCUUUGUUGCAUAACGAACUGAUGGCGGAACUGCAGUUUCUAUCGGACUUAUUUGCGUCGGAAAACCUUUACAUAAAGCUGAUGCUACUCAAGUUGGGGGUGUGA
This is a messenger RNA of Pseudocercospora fijiensis CIRAD86, 2106 nucleotides long. RefSeq lists its product as uncharacterized. Bases 1 to 2106 code for a protein of 701 amino acids. Gene Ontology annotation, molecular function: prenyltransferase activity. NCBI's taxonomy places the organism in Eukaryota, Fungi, Ascomycota, Dothideomycetes, Mycosphaerellales, Mycosphaerellaceae. Gene Ontology annotation, biological process: isoprenoid biosynthetic process. The transcript is spliced from 8 exons. The record is from RefSeq and is a predicted model, not a curated record.